Molecule: messenger RNA, 810 nt
Organism: Teleopsis dalmanni
Lineage: Eukaryota; Metazoa; Arthropoda; Insecta; Diptera; Diopsidae
Product: larval cuticle protein A3A-like
Exons: 2
Coding region: 49-711 (220 amino acids)
Cellular component (GO): extracellular matrix
Source: RefSeq, a predicted model, not a curated record
UCUUGUGUUCACUUCUGUAAAGAACAAAAUCAACUCAAAUCAGCUAAAAUGGCUUUCAAAUUUGUCUUCGCAUUCGCACUCGUAGCUGUCGCCAGCGCUGGUUUCGCACCCGUCGCUCAAGUCUAUCAAGCAGCACCAGUCGCUGUACAUGCCGCCCCACUAGCCGUUGCUCAAAAGGUCAUCGUUAAGUCCGAAGAAUAUGAUCCACAUCCACAAUACAGAUUCUCAUAUGGUGUCGAUGACAAACUGACUGGUGAUUCCAAGAGUCAAGUUGAAGAACGUGAUGGUGAUGUAGUUCGUGGCGAAUACUCUCUUAUCGAUGCUGAUGGUUAUAAACGUACUGUACAAUAUACCGCUGAUCCACAUAAUGGUUUCAAUGCUGUCGUACACCGUGAACCACUCGUAAAAGCUGUUGCUGUCGCUCCAGUUGCUCACUACUCUGCUCCAACUGUUGUCAAGACAGUUGCUCCAGUUGCUCACUACUCCGCUCCUGUAGCACAAUACGCAGCUCCAGUUGCUCACUAUGCUGCUCCAGCUGUUGUUAAAACUGUUGCUCCAGUAGCUCAAUAUGCCGCCCCCGUUGCCCAUUAUACUGCUCCAGUUGCUCACUAUGCUGCUCCAGCUACUAUUGUGAAAUCUGCUCCAGUAUCUUACACAAGCUACGUCGCUCCAGCAGCAGUCGUUAAAUCUGCAGUGGCUUAUCAUCAUUAAAGUAAUGACCGCAUAACAGUAGUUAGACUUGUAUUUUGUUAAUUAUUUAUUGAUGUUAAAGCUUAGAAGAACCAAAAUCGCAACAAUUAAUAAAAUGUG